Leptidea sinapis is the source of this 2744-nucleotide messenger RNA. RefSeq names its product pre-rRNA 2'-O-ribose RNA methyltransferase FTSJ3. Bases 145 to 2688 code for a protein of 847 amino acids. Gene Ontology annotation, molecular function: rRNA (guanine) methyltransferase activity; rRNA (uridine-2'-O-ribose)-methyltransferase activity. Gene Ontology annotation, biological process: rRNA methylation; maturation of 5.8S rRNA from tricistronic rRNA transcript (SSU-rRNA, 5.8S rRNA, LSU-rRNA); maturation of LSU-rRNA from tricistronic rRNA transcript (SSU-rRNA, 5.8S rRNA, LSU-rRNA). The record is from RefSeq and is a predicted model, not a curated record. Gene Ontology annotation, cellular component: nucleolus; preribosome, large subunit precursor; nucleus. NCBI's taxonomy places the organism in Eukaryota, Metazoa, Arthropoda, Insecta, Lepidoptera, Pieridae. The transcript has 10 exons.
AUAAUUGUGACAUGACAUUAAAAACAUAACCUUAAUUGUUUAAAUGUUUUACUUAAUUUCCUAUUAUAUAAAAUAUCCAUAGGCUCGUAGUCAAAUAUUAAGUAUAUUUUAGUGGUAUGAUGUUUAAAAUUUAACAAAAUAAAAAUGGGAAAGAAAACUAAAGUAGGAAAACAAAGAAAAGAUAAAUAUUAUCAGUUAGCUAAAGAAACAGGGUUUCGUUCAAGAGCAGCCUUCAAGCUAAUACAACUCAAUAGAAAAUUCGGAUUUCUACAAAAAUCACGAGUAUGUAUCGAUUUAUGUGCUGCUCCUGGUGGGUGGAUGCAGGUGGCCCACCAAAAUAUGCCGGUUUCAAGUGUAGUCAUAGGUGUAGAUUUGUUUCCCAUAAAGCAAGUACCUGGCUGUAUCAGUUUGACUGAGGACAUUACAACUGAAAAAUGUAAAUCAGCAAUUAAAAAGGAGAUUAAAACGUGGAAAGCUGAUGUUGUUUUGCAUGAUGGUGCUCCCAAUGUUGGUCUUAAUUGGAUCCAUGAUGCCUAUCAACAAGCAAGUCUCACCUUGAGUGCCCUUAAAUUAGCAACCAAUUUCUUAAGGCAGGGGGGGUGGUUUGUGACCAAAGUUUUCAGAUCCAAGGAUUACCAUGCAUUAUUAUGGGUAUUGAAACAAUUUUUUAAGAAAGUUCAUGCCACAAAGCCACAGGCAUCCCGUAAUGAAUCAUCUGAGAUUUUUGUUGUCUGCCAAGGCUAUGUGGCUCCUGACAGUAUUGAUCCUAAAUUGUUGGACCCUAAAUAUGUAUUUGAAGAUUUGGAAAUUGUAAAGAAAAGCAAGAAUAGUAUAUUACACCCUGAGAAACAAAAGAAAGCAAAAGCAGAAGGGUACAAAGAGAAUGAUUAUACUACACACCACAAGGUUAUGGUGACGGAAUUUUUAGGUAAUGAUGAUCCAAUAGAUCUACUUCAAGAAUGUUCUCAGAUUGUAUUUGAUGACAAAGAAAUAGAGAAUCAUCCACUGACUACAAUUGAAAUCAAAGAAUGCUGUAAAGAUAUCAAAGUUUUGGGUCGAAAAGAUGUGAAAUCAAUUCUUAACUGGUUAAAACACAUUAAAGAUUGGAAAAAUUCCCUGGGUGCUGAGGAAAAAAAAGAGGAUGAAAAAGAGGAGGAAGUGGAGGCAGAUAGUGAUGAAAAAGAUGAAGAUGAUGGAGUUGAUGCUGAAGUUGCUGAAUUACAGGAAGAAGAGAAGCGCAGUUUAAAAAGAAAACGGAAGCAGCUAAAUAAACAAAGACAAAAGUUAGCAGAGAAGAUGAAUCUUAAAAUGGUUUUGAAAGGUGAUGAUGGGCCAAUCUUGGAAUGUAACGACAUGUUCAGUUUGUCUGAUAUUAAGAAUGCAAAGCAAUUGAAUAUGGUGAUAGACCAACCACCAGACAUAGUGGCAGAGCAAGAUGACUCUGAUGAUGAGUUGAGAGUUAAACAGAAAUAUACAAAGUAUGAUGUAGAAUCAUCGAAGUUAGACUCUUCGGGGCUUUACUACAAAGACUCUGACAGUGAAUUGGAAAUGGAGUCAGAUUCAGAAAGUGACCAUGAAAAGGAGUCGCUUGCCUUUUCGGAUUCAGAAAAUGAAUCUAAAAAAAUUGAUAAAAUAACAAAAUUAAACACAUUACGGAACAGCAAUAUUGUGAAAAAACCAGUUAACACAAAGAACAAUCCUUUGCUUACGGACUUGGAUGAUACAGACCCUGUGUCUAAGCGAUCUAUGAAAGCUGAACUCUGGUUCCAAAAGGAUAGCUUUAAUGAUAUUUCUGAUGAGGAAGAUGAAGGAGUGGACUUGGAUAAAUUGGCUGCAACAUACAGAAAUAAAGGGAAAAAAGUUGCUGAAGGCAUUCCUACUGCACAGCAAAAAGGAACUAAAAGAAAAAUAGAUGCUGCGCCAGAAAGCUCAGAUGAAGAAUCAUCAGAUAGUGACUAUGAUGUGGAGGAUAACAUUGCACCUACUGAUGGGAAAGUUGGUGCUAAAAAGAGUAAAAAAGAUGGCUUUGAAGUUGUUUCUCAAGAUCCAGAGUUAAAAAGAUUAAAGAAAUCUUUGAAAAUGGAUGCAGAAACGUUAGCGCUAGGCACAAUGAUCGCUACGUCCAGAAAAUUUAAACGCGACCUUGUGGAUGAUGGCUGGAAUCGAUACGCAUUCAACGACAAGAACCUGCCAGACUGGUUCCAGGAAGAUGAAAAGAAACACAUGAAAAAAGAAGUACAAGUUCCAGAGAAAUUCAAAGAGGAAUACAAAAACAGGAUGCAAGACAUAAAUGCGAGGCCAAUUAAGAAAGUCAUCGAAGCCAAAGCUAGGAAGAAGAAACGCAUGAUAAAAAAAAUGGAGCGCGCAAAGAAGAAGGUUGAAGCUGUUAUGGACAACGCAGAUAUGUCCGAGCGAGAAAAGGCGCAGCAGGUGAGACAACUAUAUAAAAAGGCCCAAUCGGAUGGCAAAAAGAAGGUGACAUAUGUCGUGGCAAAGAAACACACUACUGCGAAACGUAUGAAACGACCGUCGGGUGUUAAAGGACAAUACAAGGUGGUUGACCCGAGAAUGAAAAAAGAUAUGAGAGCGCAAAAAGCUAAGGAGAAGACAAAAGGACGCGGUAAAAAAGCAAAGGGAAUGAAGCCAAAAAGUAAGCCGGCUAAACAGAGAGGUAAAAAAGCAAAGUAAAGGUGAAGAGACUUGUAACAAUGUAAAUAAAUUAUGAAUAAAGCAUUGUUCAAUAA